CUGCAUAGGAGCCUAACCAAGAAGAUUAAAAUGCAUGUGGUCCCUGGUGAAUUGGCUGUUUCAAUUCAGAACAUAGAAGACAAAGGCUAGUGGUUGAAGGGACUUAAUAGUGGUGGUGGUCUGCAGGGAUCUGUGCUGGGACCUCUGCCGUUUGUGAUGUAUAUGAACGACCUGGAUGAAAAUGUAGAUGGGUGGGUUAGUAAGAUUGCAGAUGAUACUAAGAGUGGUGGAGUUGUGGAUAGUGUAGAAGUAGGCAAGUGAUAUAGCACGAUAUAAACCAGUUACAGAUAUGGGCAGAGAAAUGGCAAAUGCAGUUUAAUCCAGGAAAAUGUGAGGUGUUUCACCUCAGUAGGGCAAAUGCAAGGAGGCAGCACACUGUUAAGCACAAGAUCCUGAACAGUGGUGCUGAGCAGAGAUCCUGGGAUUGAAGUUCAUAUCUCCCUGAAAGUGGCCACACAGGUCAUAAGGUGGUUAAAAAGGCUUACAGAAUGCUCGUUUUCUAUUAGUUGUGGCAUUGAGUUCAAAAGUCAGGAGGUUAUUUUGCAACUUUAUAAAACUCUGGUUAGGCCACAUCUGGAGUAUUGCAAACAGUUCUGGUUGUCCCACUAUCGGGAGGAUGUUGAGGCUUUGGCGAGGGUGCAGAAGAGGUUUACUAGGAUGCUGCCUGGCUUAGAGGGCAUGUGCUAUUAUGAGAGGCUGGAUAAACUAGGGUUGUUUUCUCUGGAGCAUCAAAAGCUGAGGGGAGAUCUGAUGGAGGUUUAUAAGAUUAUGAGAGGCAUAGAUUGAGUAGACAGGGAGUAUCUGUUUCCCAGGGUUGAAAGGUCUAAUACCAGAGGGCAUGCAUUGAAGGUGAGAGGGGUAGGUUCAAAGGGAAUGUGAGGAGUAAGUUUUUUUCUCAAAGAGUGGUGGAUGCCUGGAAUGUGCUGCCUGGUAUGGUGGUGGUGGUGGCAUAUACAUUGGAGGCUUUUAAGACAUGUUUAGAUAGGCACAUAGAUGUAAGGAAAAUGGAGGGAUAUGGCCCUUGUGUAGAUAGGAGGCAUUAGUGUUUGGGUGUUUUUGAUUUGCUUUUUAGCUGUUUCAGUACAACACUGUGGGUCAAAUGGCCUGUUCCUCUACUGUACUGUUCAAUAUUAUAAAUCAGCUAUGUUCUGAAUGGCGGAGCAGACUUGAUGGCCUGAAUGGCCUAGUUCUGAUCCCAUGUCUUAAGGUCUCAUCUCAUUCCUAGUUUAAUUAGUUCAACACAAACUUUUGGGCCGAAUGGCCUGUCUGAACUCUGUACUGUUCCAGGUUGUAAAUUAAACAGAGGCAGGAUUUCUGUGCUGCCACGAGGCUGCCCUUGCUGUCUUCUCCAGCUUUGUACAGCUGCUUUCAAUCUUGAGAGGUAACGCUGAGAGAGGGCUGUAAGCUACUCGUGGCAUGUCUACGUAUGUAAUAACAAUGCUGAGAACUGAAAUAUGCUAGAGAUUGUUGCUAAUACUGCUAACGGGGACUCAUCUAGAGAAACUUUUACCUUUGUAUUUCCUUAAGAAGUAUUUUCAGCGUCUGUGGAGUGAAAUGUGGGUGAAGCCUUUCGAAAUGUGUUACCAGUCCAAAAAGGCUGAUUGUGGAUUAUUUUCCUGGAGUUUCUCUUUGUUUCUGUUGCUCUGGAUAGCCUUGCUCUUCCCCAGUCACCCUGAAGCUUUCCCUACAUGGAAGAUCGAGCUGGAAGAAGGGAGAGCUGCACUGUGGAAAUCGUACCAGAUCCCAGCCUCAGCUGAAGAGAUGCACAACAUGUUUCUGCGACGCAGUAAGCGGUACGCCAUUAAUCCUUUGCUCCACAAGUGGGAUCACUUCAACAUCACCUACAAGAUUGUGAAAUUUCCAAGCACCCUGAACAAAGAUGACACCCGGAAAGCCAUUGCAAUCGCCUUUAUAAUGUGGAGUGACGUCUCACCUCUCACCUUUACUGAGGUCCCAACACAAAAGGAUGCAGACAUCAAAAUUGGGUUUUACACGUUUAACCACACUGACUGCUGGUUUGCCCCACUCCACCCCUGCUUUGACGGACUCAAUGGAGAGCUGGCUCAUGCCUUCCUGCCUCCACUCGGCGAGAUUCACUUUGAUAAUCACGAGUUCUGGAUUCUGGGCAAGUCCAGAUUCAGCUGGAAACAAGGUGUCUGGCUGAAUGACCUGGUACAGGUCGCAGCACAUGAGAUCGGACAUGCGCUGGGGCUGAUGCAUUCCCGCAACAUGAGUGCACUCAUGCACCCCAAUGCAACUUUCACCGGCCAGCGACGAAUCACACAGGAUGACAUCUGGGGAAUCCAGAGACUCUAUGGCUGCAUCGACAAGAAGAGGCUGUGCAAUCCAUGGGCUCGUGUUGGAUUCUGCGAGAAGCGACGUUCGUUCAUGAAAAAGCAUUGUCCCAAAGUGUGUGACUUGUGCUUCGAACCACCAGAUGAAGUAAUUACAACCACAGCUCUACCUCGGAAUGUUAAGAUGAAAUAUGUGUCCAAGGGUCGCAUAGUGACUUUCCGCUGUGGGCAGGUACCUCCGAGGACAAAUUCUUUGAAAGUCAGUUGGUACAAGGAUGGCGAACUACUGGCCAAUUCCAUCCCUGGAUACAUCAUUGUGAAAGGACAGAACCUCAGUAUUGUAGCAAAUGAGUAUAACGAGGGCCUGUACACCUGUCGAAUUCAUCGCAAGAACACUACAUUUCAAGCCAAUUCUUGGUGGAUCAGGGUCAAGGAAAACAAUGAUAUUGCUGAGUCACAAAGUACCAACUUGCAUUGAGGAUGUGGGUUCCCAAACCAACCCAACCCAUUGUAAAGAUGAUUACGUGACUCUGGAAGCUAAUGCCUUAAGUCUAAACCAAUGUGGACAUUUUUUCUUGGCAACAGAUUUGAGUUCCCAACCUGAUCAUCAUGAGGUCAACAUGAGGGUGCCAUGGUAGCAUAGGAGUUAGUGCAGUGCUAUUACAACUCAGAGCAUCAGAGUUCGGUGAUCAUUUCCAAUGCGGUCUGUAAUGAUUUUGUAAUGGGCUUCCUGUGAAUGUGUAGGUUUCCUCCAGGCAUUCCGAUUUCCCCCCACAGUUCAAAGACUUACCAGUUAGUAGGUUAAUUGGUCAUUGUUAAUUGUCCUGUGCUUAGGCUAGGGCUGAAUAGGUGGGUUGCUGGGCAGUGCAGCUUAUUGGGUUGGAAGGGCUUGAUCUGUGCUGUAUAACUCUAAAUAAAAAAUAAAUAAAAUAAAUAAACUUACUAACUUAUUUCGAUGGUAAAAUUGAUGACUUCCAAAAGUAUCCUUUCAGUCAGUGAUGAUCAUCUCACCAAAGGAAAAGACUUCCACACCCCCAUCAACUGGCAUGGUAGUGUAGUGAUUAGCAUAACAGUAUUGCAGUGCCCAUGAAUUGGGUUCAAAUCCACCACCGUCUGUAUGUAUGUUCUUCCCAUGACCCAUGUAUUUCCUUCGGGUACUCUGGUUUCCUCCCACAUUCCAUUGUAACUUCAAAACAUAAAAUGAAUCAAAAUAAAAACAUGGA
Molecule: messenger RNA, 3517 nt
Organism: Hypanus sabinus (Atlantic stingray)
Lineage: Eukaryota; Metazoa; Chordata; Chondrichthyes; Myliobatiformes; Dasyatidae
Gene: mmp23bb
Product: matrix metallopeptidase 23bb
Exons: 8
Coding region: 1555-2772 (405 amino acids)
Biological process (GO): proteolysis; extracellular matrix organization; collagen catabolic process
Cellular component (GO): extracellular matrix
Molecular function (GO): zinc ion binding; metalloendopeptidase activity
Source: RefSeq, a predicted model, not a curated record